Penicillium verhagenii is the source of this 2442-nucleotide messenger RNA. Its product is annotated as DUF3405 domain-containing protein. The record is from RefSeq and is a predicted model, not a curated record. The transcript has a single exon. The coding region runs from base 1 to 2442 and encodes 813 amino acids. NCBI's taxonomy places the organism in Eukaryota, Fungi, Ascomycota, Eurotiomycetes, Eurotiales, Aspergillaceae.
AUGACCGUCCAGGCGAGGAGGCACUCCGCGGCCUACAACAAACCAUCGCCCUAUUCUUCGAGAGCACACGACACCGAUAUUGAGAAACAACAUCUGAAUGCCCGCCCCCAACAUCAUCAUUACAAUCGCAGCGAUGAUGACUCCGAGUCCGACACUGACGCUGGCCCUGGUCACUCCUCCGCUUCCUACCCACCUGCAAGCGGCGGAAGUCUCCGACACACUCACAAUCAUUCAAACGUAGGCUUUCGCGUCCCUCAACGGAUCAUGCGAUGGCUCUGCUUAUCGCUGUUUGUGUCGCUUAUAAUAUUCAUCCUCACCCUCUUCCGAUUUACUAUCUCGUCCUCCGUCUCCAAAGUCGCUGUCGAGUUACCCAAGGUCGUCUCCACAAAACCGCCCACUUGGGAAGGGUUCCCGUUCCUCAACCGCUAUCAUGGUGGAAUUACAAACCUGGUCGCUCGCCCUGAUAAUGUACCCGAAUAUCCUGGUAGUGGGGUGGAGGGAUUGCCCGACCCUGUGGAAGAGGACAAGACCGAAGCCGCCAAGCAAAUAGCGAAGCGGGGGGACAUGAAGCCCUCGAUGAUAAGCUCGGUGUUCAACCCGUACCCAGACUACGACUCGUCGGAAUAUAUCAAGAAGUAUGGUGAGAAGCGCGAGUGUUUCUUGGAUAAAGAUCGCACGGUUCGAAUUCCCGCGCUUCAGAGUUUCCCUGGAGUCCCCAAGGGCUUCCCGGACCCAGUGAUGGGCUCAAACUCCAUGCUUGGUAUCCGCGACGAUAUGUGCUUUGACAGAUUUGGACGUUUAGGCCCCUACGGACUCGGGUAUGGAGCUAAGAAAGGAGGUAUUGGUGCUGGUCUGGAGGGCCAUCGCGACGGUUCGGAGCGCAUUUGGGAAGACAUCCCUCCAGUGGAUUUCCGCAAGGUGGAUUGGGCCGAUGCGCAGCAAGAGUGUCGAACAGCAAACCGCCAUCGCUUCAAUGAAUUACCCGAGCCGCGCUUGAACAGAUUCGUUUCCAUGCCCGUGGGAAUUUCCGAAGUGACCGUACAGGAGCCUGAGGACACAUACAAAUCGAAGCCCAAGAUCGGUUCAGAUCGACUACCGAGGACCGCCGUAGUCAUCCGGACCUGGCACGACUUCCACUACACCUCCGAGGACAUCAUGUACAUGCGAUCUAUCAUAUCGGAGCUCUCGUUGAUGUCUGGAGGCGAGUACACUAUUCAUUUCCUAAUCCAUGUCAAGAACAACGACCUCCAGAUCUGGGCGGAUGAUGAAACCUACCAGCGUGUGCUUCACGAUGCAUUGCCAGAGGAAUUCCGGGGAAUGGGAACCCUCUGGUCAGAGGCGCAGAUGUCAUUGUUGUACCCUGGUCUUGAGGAGACUUUUGCUCGAGGAUUACCAAUCCACGGAGUGUACCGCAGUACCUAUAUGCCCAUGCAAUACUUUGCCUUCCAGCAUCCAGAGUACGACUUCUUCUGGAACUGGGAGAUGGAUGCGCGCUAUACUGGUCACUGGUACCAUCUUUUCGACAAGGUUGGCGACUGGGCGCGAGCACAGCCUAGAAAGGGACUUUGGGAGCGCAACUCUCGCUUCUACGUUCCGUCAGUCCACGGUUCGUGGGAAGACUUCCGCCAAAUGGUUCGCGUACAGACCGAAAGUGGCACUGGCAGCAUCAACAAUAUGUGGAGCGUGGUCAAGCCCGAUGGAACUGAAAAGGAUCGGGAUGCGAAUGGAUUGCACCAGCAGGGCGACAAGUUUGUCUGGGGCCCCCAAAGACCUGACGAGAGCGACAUCUUUGAGGUGGAAGGCGAAGGCAUCCCGCCCACGACCGUUGACAAAGACCAAUAUAAAUGGGGUGUGGGCGAGGAUGCCGAUCUGGUUGUGUUCAACCCGCUCUACGACCCAGAAGGCACGACUUGGCUGCUUCGAGACGACGUGACUGGCUACAACAAAGAAAGUGGAAACCCUCCACGCCGGACUGCCAUCAUCACCGCCUCUCGUUUGUCUCGCAAGCUCCUCGUAACCAUGCAUAAGGAGACCAGUCUCCGCCACCAUAGCAUGUUCUCUGAGAUGUGGCCUGCCACCACCGCGCUCCACCACGGAUUCAAGGCUGUCUAUGUGCCGCACGCUGUCUACAUUGACCGUCGCUGGCCGACAAAGUACCUUGAGACGGUCUUCAACGCCGGCCGUAACGGCGCUUCAGGUGGCGCCCGUACCUCGGUCUUCGGAGAACGGGAACACAACUUUAAGGGUACAACGUGGUUCUACUCUGCCGGGUUCUCUCCGAACGUCUGGCGCCGCUGGCUCGGCAUGCGUGUUGAUAAUGACGGUGGCGAACAACAGGAAUUGGCUGGUGAAGGCCGCAUGUGUCUGCCUCCUAUGCUUCUACACCCUGUCAAGGACGUGCAGAUGGUGAUUGAUGACGGGGAACAUGCAGAGGAUCGGUGA